Meloidogyne enterolobii is the source of this 801-nucleotide messenger RNA. NCBI's taxonomy places the organism in Eukaryota, Metazoa, Nematoda, Chromadorea, Rhabditida, Meloidogynidae. The record is from the annotation of a GenBank genome assembly.
UUUUCAAUGAGCUCAGCGGAGGGUUACCCAUGAGUCUCAUAGUUGACUUUUCAAUGGGUCUCAGCGGAGGUUACCCAUGAGUCUCAUAGUUGACUUUUCAAUGGGUCUCAGCGGAGUUUUCCAUGAGUUUUUGGUUCUAACAUUGGGGGUCCUCCCAUUAAUUUUAGCAUUAGAUCAGCACCAACAACAACGACAACAGAACCGUUAACAGCAACCAAGAAUCAAAGAUGGUUUGUUUUUAAUAUUUUUAAUAAAAGUGCAAGUUUUGCCUGCAAAUAUCUCUCCCUAAGAUUAAUCCGCUAAUAAAGGUUAAUUCCCUCGAUUCCUUGAUAAAAACCCAAGGGAAACGGUUUGGACAUGUUUGGCUCGAUAAUUCAAAAUAUUAUUUUUACUAUGAAGAGUUGUAGGGUUUAUUCAGCAAAUGGCUGAACGUUUGAAUCACAACUUGCCGCAAUGUAGGGACAUAUGGCAAAUUGGGGUACGGCCCAAGUAGGCGCACGGCCAAGUAGGCGCAAAGUCAUAACUUGCUUCAAAAUUUCCGAAUCUUACCAAAUUUGGUAUUAAACGAUUCUUCUCAUCGAGCUAAAGAGAAUGGUACCAAAAUUGUUAAGGUACACAAAUUUUUCAGGUAGUUAUGGCUUUGCGCCUACUUGGCCGUGCGCCUACUUGGACGUGUCCCGGCAAAUCGAUGGCUACAGCAGACUUGCUUGUAUUUGCUUUUAUUCGUCAUGUUACUGGGUCGCUUAUGAAGUUGAAAGUUUGAGGUUAAUUGAUGACGACAGCCUGUUGGACAAUUUUUGA